Molecule: messenger RNA, 1152 nt
Organism: Anolis sagrei ordinatus
Lineage: Eukaryota; Metazoa; Chordata; Lepidosauria; Squamata; Anolidae
Product: protein DGCR6
Source: RefSeq, a predicted model, not a curated record
AAGCACACUCUGCCCAUGCUCAGAGACCCUCGCGCCGCCCUGGAGGAGGCCUCAGUGCCGGCCCGCCUUCUCUGCUGUCUCUCCUCUCUGGAGCCGCCGCAGCGCCGCCGUCCGGACUCUGCUGGCCCAGCGCGAGGCCUAGGCCCAAAGCCGGGGCCUCGCGUGACCCCCCUCCCCAACAUGGAGCGCUUUGGGCCGCCUUUCAUCUACGACGACGCCGGGGAUGCGGCCGGGGGAGUAGGCCUCGCGGGCUACGGAAGCGGAGGAGGAGGCGGCGGAAGCGACCGGACAGCCCGACAACAAGCCCGGCAUUAUCAGCUCCUCUCCGAGCUGCAGACCCUGGUCAAGGCUCUGCCCAGCUCCUGCCAGCAGCGGCUGUCCUACACUAUCCUCAGCGACCUGGCCUUGGCACUCAUCGACGGGACGGUCUUUGAAAUCGUGCAAGGUUUGCUGGAGAUCCAGCACUUGACGGAGCGCAACCUCUACAACCAGCGGCUCACGCUGCACAGCGAGCACCGAGCCCUGAAGCAAGAGAUGCUGCACAAGCACAAGGAUGCCCAGCAGUGCUGCAAGCCUCACAACCUGCCCCUGCUCAAAGCUGCACAGCAGAGGGAGCUUCAGGCCAUGGAGCAGCGCAUCCACAAUGAGCAGCUGAUGAUGGACAAGAAGAUUGUCUUGGAGCUGGACCAGAAAGUCGUGGACCAGCAGAGCACCUUGGAGAAGGCGGGUGUCUCCGGGUUUUACAUCACCACCAACCCACAGGAACUGACGCUCCAGAUGAAUAUGCUGGAGCUCAUUCGGAAGCUGCAGCAGAAGGAGGCACAGCCAAGGAAGCCUUUCUCUUGAGGAGGCCCUGUCACCUUGCAAGAGAGAGAGGUUUCUUUUUGUAUUUCGAAGGAAAUGGGAAUGAGAGAGAAGGCUUGCAGAGACAAGAGACGCUUUUAGCCACCUGCGAUUCCCACCCAAAGCCUCAGAACUCGAGAUUGAUUUCUCCGAUUUGUCCCAAUUUGGUCCGAGCUUGAAUCUGGGAGUUGUCAUCCCAACGUCAUUCUUCCAAGCUCAAGGUUUUUUUCAAGGCGUUUGUUUUUGAAAUGGGGCAAAAACAUGCAAUAAAAUGGACCGGAUGGCCUCCAUUCAGGAAAAAUAUUAAAA